Molecule: messenger RNA, 3773 nt
Organism: Leopardus geoffroyi (Geoffroy's cat)
Lineage: Eukaryota; Metazoa; Chordata; Mammalia; Carnivora; Felidae
Gene: PPFIBP2
Product: PPFIA binding protein 2
Exons: 23
Coding region: 1124-3373 (749 amino acids)
Biological process (GO): neuromuscular junction development
Cellular component (GO): presynaptic active zone
Molecular function (GO): protein binding
Source: RefSeq, a predicted model, not a curated record
UUUUGUUUUUUGUUUUUUUCCCCUAAAGUUUCAUUACCUAGUUUCAUGGUUUGUAGUAACAAAAAUCACCUGCCUCAUGUACCACCCACUCCUCUCCCCUUGCCCUCUGUCCCUAGGCAACCCAGAAACAAUUGGGAAAGCAGAAGUUAAUGCAGCUUAUGAAACCUGUCCCUCUUCUCUCCAGCCCCCUGUCUCCCCACACCUCACCUCCCCCCAAAUUAUGGUAGCUGCAUGAUUCAGAGAGACUCCCAGCUAGACCUACCCUGUAGGUUGGAGCAGGGACCAAGCCUUGCCUUCGUGCUCCAGACAAAUGGGCUGGAUCCAGUCUUUAGGCUGAGAGCUAGGGAUCCAACAACCUUUCUCUUAAGGGGUAGACCGGAGUAAAAGAAGCUAGCAAAAGAGACAGAAGAAAAAAAAAAGACAGAUCAGGAAAUUGGAAGGAAGGAUGGGAUGGCAAGUGUCAUCUUACACUGAUCAGUGGGUGAAGAGUUAAAUGGUUGAAAGCUGAGAAGUACAGGUUGCGUCUGAAAGUUGGGACAUUGGUCCCCAGAACCAGAACUGUUUGUGUGCCCUACCUGGUGAAGGCAGAAUCUGGGUUGCAGGCAUCCAGACAGGGAAGUGAGGAAGAAGAGGCAGCAAGGGUUAGAUUAUUCUUUCUAGAACUUGACUGGGACCGGGUGAGGGAGGGGAUGAGGAGAGAGUGCAUUCAUAGAAACAGUGCACACAGAACAUGCAUUUGCCUAGCGAGAGCACAAGAGAGUUGAUGAUGGUUGCUUAAGGGGAAGGCAAGGUCAAGAGGGAAAGUUCUUUUGAAUGUCAGAAAUUUGAUCAUGUUUAUAGCCUGAGGAAUGGGAGCUGAUGGUGAAAGAGAUUAAAUGCCUGUCAGAGUAGAUGAUUAAUGGUCCUACCCUUGCGAAGCACAGACUGGGUGGGAACUUCCUCACAGUCAGGACAGAGGUGAGGGGGAGCCGAGGACCAUGUGAGUAGUCGUCCUUCGCCCUUCAGACUUACUGGCUGGAGGGAGAAGCCGGACCAGAACUCAGAGAUCACAGCCAAACACUAACGAUUGACCGGGGAGGAGCUGCUAAGUCGCACAUCUCUUGAGACCCAGAAGCUUGAUCUGAUGACUGAAGUUUCUGAGCUGAAACUCAAGCUGGUUGGCAUGGAGAAGGAGCAGAGAGAGCAGGAGGAGAAGCAGAGAAAAGCAGAGGAGUUACUGCAAGAGCUCAGGCACCUCAAAAUCAAGGUAGAAGAGUUGGAGAAUGAACGGAAUCAGUAUGAGUGGAAGCUGAAGGCCACUAAGGCUGAGGUAGCCCAGCUGCAAGAGCAGGUGGCCCUGAAGGAUGCAGAAAUUGAGCGCCUGCACAGCCAGCUCUCCCGGACUGCAGCCCUGCACAGCGACCACACAGAAAAAGACCAAGAAAUUCAGCGUCUGAAAAUGGGGAUGGAAACUUUGCUUGUUGCCAAUGAAGAUAAGGACCGUCGGAUAGAGGAGCUCACAGGGCUGUUAAACCAGUAUCGGAGGGUGAAGGAGAUCGUGAUGGCAACUCAAGGGCCUGCAGACAGAACUCUCUCAAUCAAUGAAGAAGAACUCGAGGGAAGUUUCCGAAAGUGGAACAGUGCAAACAAAGGCCCUGACGAAUUACUUAAGCCAGAGAUGCCUCCAAGAUGUAGCUCUCCCACCGCGGGGCCACCUCCACUCCCGCAGAAAUCACUGGAAACCAGGGCUCAGAAAAAGCUCUCGUGUAGUCUAGAAGACCUGAGAAGUGAACCUGUGGACAAGUGUGUCGAUGGGAACCAGCUCUCCCCAGUGAUAGAACCCAAGGACGGCCCUUUCCUGGCAGAGCACAAAUACCCCACAUUACCUGGGAAGCUUUCGGGAGCUACGCCCAAUGGAGAGGCUGCCAAGUCAACUCCCAUGGCCUCACAGCCCGACCCCACAGGGGGCAGCCUGCUCAGGCUGAAUCGUGGCCGGAGUGUCAGUGCCCCCGUAUUAGGAGACACAGAAAGUGGUUGGGACGACACUGCUGUGGCCAAUGACCUCUCAUCCACAUCAUCGGGCACUGACUCAAGCCCCCAGUCUCCCCUGACGCCAGAUGGUAAACGGAGCCCCAAAGGCAUCAGGAAAUUCUGGGGAAAAAUCCGAAGAACUCAGUCAGGAAAUUUCAACACUGAUGCUCCGGGGAUGGCAGAGUUUCGACGCGGUGGGCUCCGGGCAACCGCAGGGCCAAGGCUUUCUAGGACCAGAGACUCCAAGGGUCAGAAAAGUGACGCCGGUGCCCCCUUUGCCCAGUGGAGCACAGAGCGUGUGUGUGCGUGGCUGGAGGACUUCGGCCUGGGUCAGUACGUGAUCUUUGCCAGGCAGUGGGUGACUUCUGGCCACACUUUACUGUCAGCUACCCCUCAGGACAUGGAAAAGGAGUUAGGAAUUAAGCAACCUCUGCACCGGAAGAAGCUGGUUUUAGCAGUGAAAGCCAUCAACACCAAGCAGGAGGAGAAGUCCGCACUGCUCGACCACAUCUGGGUGACACGCUGGCUUGAUGAUAUUGGCUUACCCCAAUACAAAGAUCAAUUUCAUGAAUCCAGAGUUGAUGGGCGAAUGCUACAAUAUCUGACUGUGAAUGAUCUCCUCUUCUUAAAAGUCACGAGCCAACUACAUCAUCUCAGCAUCAAGUGUGCCAUUCAUGUGCUACACGUCAACAAGUUCAACCCCCACUGCCUACACCGGCGGCCAGCUGAUGAGAGUAACCUUUCUCCUUCAGAAGUUGUACAGUGGUCUAACCACAGGGUGAUGGAGUGGUUGCGAUCUGUGGACCUGGCAGAGUACGCGCCCAAUCUUCGUGGGAGUGGUGUCCAUGGAGGCCUCAUUAUCCUGGAGCCCCGCUUCACUGGGGACACCCUGGCUAUGCUUCUCAAUAUUCCACCGCAGAAGACGCUCCUCAGACGUCACCUAACCACCAAAUUCAAUGCCCUGAUUGGUCCUGAGGCUGAACAGGAAAAGCGAGAGAAAAUGGCCUCCCCGGCUUACACACCACUGACCACCACAGCCAAAGUCCGGCCAAGGAAACUGGGAUUUUCACAUUUUGGAAACAUAAGAAAAAAGAAAUUCGAUGAAUCGACAGACUACAUUUGCCCAAUGGAGCCCAGCGACAGUGCUGGUGACAGUCACAGGGUCUACAGUGGCUACCGGGGCCUCAGCCCCCUCGAUGCCCCUGAACUGGAUGGGCUGGACCAGAUGGCGCCUUCGGAAGGCACUGUGACGCAGAUAGGGCUCCUCUCCCAAGACAUUCACCGUCUCACGACUAUGCUGAGCCAGGACCAGCUGCUGAACGACUCUCGCCUGGCGGCUCCCAACCCUGAGGACUGGAGAUGACUUUCUUCAUGGCCAAGAGGCCAGAGAGGCACGUGUGGGGGCCCCAAGUCUCUGCUUCAAGGGGGGCUGGCACAGCCACCUGCAGAGUCCAGACGGGCUGGCAGGACAUCUUGGAACGAGGGUACUGACAGGAGCGAGCAGAGUGGUGAACAGAUGUCAGGGGGUGGGCCCAGGGGGCCCCGUGUUUUCAACUGUACUGUGCUCUUCACCACAGCUUUUAUACCUUUUGUACUUUUAUACGUGGACGGCACCCCACUUCUGUGGGGAGGGCAGUGAGACAUCAGCACAGACUCGAUUCAAUGGCUCACGCUCUUCCCUGAGACAGUUGGGAGGUUCUUACACCAAAGGGAAAGGGCAAUGAGUUCAUAAAAGCUCUGCUGUAAGAAAAUCCUGAAAACAA